UCUGCCUAGGAUUCAAGUUCUCCCUUGAAACGACGGGACCUGGAUUUUGAACUAUUCGAUAGAGAGAGAGAGAGGCAACUUAGAAGAAUAAACGAAGAAGCAAGAAAAGAGGCAAAGAACGAAAGAAACGGAAUAUUGAGGCUGAUCACGAACCUAUUCCUCCAUUUGCAUGUUCUGUUCUUCGAUCUGCUAGCAAAACCAAAACUCCUGCCAAUCUCCCGUGCCAACUCUUCUCCCCCCCCCCCAAACCGACUAAAGCGGCCAUCCUUCGUCUCUUGCCCAACUCGCUCUUUUCUUUUUUGCCCUCCUGCCUUCUCUUGUCCAACUCUUCCUCCCUUUCCUUUCUUUCCCACUUCGUCCCUCCUCCCCCCCUCCCCCCUCACUCGCUCUCUUCCUCCUUUCUACCGCCCUUUCUUGCACGACGCCAUCGCCAUCUCCCUUCCCUUUCCCUCCUCCCCAAAAACCCUGGCUUGCCGGUGAUCUCUGCUUAUCGGCGGCCGCGCGCGCGCCUCUUCGACCUCUCGACCCCGGGACCCGCCCUAUCCUCACUUCCUGCCAGUUUCGAUCAUGGCGCCCCCUCCUCCUCCACGCCUCCGCAUCCUCUCCGUCGGUGGAAAUGCGAUUUCGGCUUUCUUGUCAUGGCGCCUACAGGCAACGACGUCCUGCGACGUAACGCUGGUCUGGAAAUCGGGCUUUGAGUCCGUGGCUCAAUAUGGUGUAUCAUUUAAAUCAAAAGCUUUCGGCAAUGAGCGAUUCAAGCCUCGCCAUGUUGUCCGAACACCCGAAGAAGCUUCAUCUCGUGAAAAUGCGUACGACUACGUGAUUCUCUGUGUGAAAGCACUGCCCGACGUCUACGAUCUCGCCGCGGUUAUCGAAUCCGUUGUCACACCCCAGCAUACCUGCAUUCUCGUAAACACGACGAAUACCAUCGGAAUCGAGGCCCACCUGGAGCAACGGUAUCCCACCAACGUGAUUCUUUCCCUAGUCUCCAACGUAGAGAUCUCUCAAACCGGCCCCAGCGAAUUCGAGCACUUGAGUUCGAGCGAGAUCCAUGUGGGCGCAACCAACAAGCAAUCCGCUAUCCCCACAUCCAUUCAGAACGACAUGGCGGCGGCAUUGGCCAUGACCCUCAACUCCGGGCAGGUCAAUUGUCACGUAUCGCAGAAUAUUCGACAGGAACAGUUUGAGCGGAUGAUUGGUCCUAUCGCGUUCCAUCCUGCCAGUGUUGCGUUCGAGACCUCUAACCCCACCCAGCUGCUAGAGAAAGUCGGAGUCCGCCAACUAGUGACCGGCAUUAUCGACGAGCUCUUGGAGCUGGCUCGAGCCCAGGGCUGCAACUUCCCCGGUGAUUUCCGAGAAAAGACGAUCGAGAAGAUGACCGCAUCAGACGCCCCGAGCACCAUGUACCUGGACUUCCAGGCCCGCCGCCCCUUGGAAAUUGAAACGUUUUUAGGGUCUCCCAUCAAAUUAGCGACCGAGUCCAACCUUUCCAUCCCCCGGAUCGAAGCUUUAUACGCCAUGCUCCACCAUAUUAAUAUUGCGAACCAAAACAGACCCCGACCAGGCGAUUCCCCGCCUGCAUCGGUCAUGGGUCACCCACCACCCCGAAUGUCCUCUGCUCCUCCUGCACAACGUCCGCCCAUGAAUGGUGCGAUGCGAGGGAGUCGGGUGAACUCGAGCAUGGGCGUACCCCCUCCCGGCCAACGAAGAGGCCCGCCCUCGGGUAUGAUGUCUCGAGGACCCGGCGGACCGAUGCCCAUGGGCCCCAUGGGCCCUCAGGGCAGACCCGGCGUUUCUCGAGACACUUCGCUGGAAGGACUCGAGGAGUUCAGCCAUCUGGUGGUCUACGAUGAAUCGGAGGGUGGAAUGCCCAUGCCUCAGGCCAACGGCAAUGGUCAUCCCGAUGCAGCUUCCUCCCCCAACGAUAUAAUGCUGCGGGAGCGCGAGUUGGCUCUUCGCCAGCGUGAAUUGCAAUUACGGGAGCAGGAGAUGAGCAUGCGGAGAGGACCUGGGCCGGGCGGACCUGGUCGCCGUGGGCCACCGUCUCGAGCACCCGCCGCGGCCUUUGACGAAGAGGAUGAGGAUUAUUUUGACCCGAUGGACAACAUGGCGAUUCCCCACAUUGAUCCCGAUCAAGUCGACAUGAUGAGUAUCACGUCACGCCGAGCCCGCAAGGCUCCCAGCCACAGCCAGUUCCGCAAAAAUCCCGAGAUGAUGGGCGGUGGUCCUCCCAUGACUCAGAGUCGACCCGGGUCAUCAUUUGGUCGCUAUUUCGGCCGGAAACGCGCGAGUGAUCGAGUGAUGCAGGAAAUUCCAGGCCUCCACGACUCUCUCAUGGACAACCCGAUGAUGAGCUACUCGUCGAACCGAUACGGAGCCGUUGACCGCAACCAGAUGGGCAUCGAUUCAAGGGCCAACUCUCUAACGGCCAGUCAUAUGGGCGAUUUCCCACCGCGACCGUACCCCCAGAGCCGGCGAAACAGCAACUCCCCCGCCGCACCUUUCCCCGGACCCCCCGGGCCAUCUCGCAUGGGUCGGCCCAUGACUGGUCAUGACCAAAGUCUUGGUCCCCAUGGUGGAUCUCAUAAUGGCCAUCCGUCGCCGCCUGGAAACAUGCGGACACCGGUCCCCCGGCACCCGUCAGGACAAGGCCCGGUUGGACCGCAGCAGCUUGAGCAACACUAUGGGGUGAGCAAUUCGUUUCCCGCUAAGGGUCCUCCCAAGAAUAAAAGUCUGACCGGAAGUGCGAGUGCCAGUGCUGAAAGUGGUGAUAGCGGAGCCAGCGCGAAUCUUGAUUCCGAAGCCUCUGCUCAUAGCAGCCAAAUCAGCCUAGGUGACCAUCACGCCGUUCCGGCAGCGCCCGUUCGCUGAAGCUCUUCCCCUUUUUGUGAUUUUUUUGCUCCCUUUACCAUCACGGCGUGACUACUCGCACUCGACGAAAACUGGCGAUCGAUGAACGGAUUCGAUUUUUGUUUCCUUUCUGACGUUUCCCUCCCUACUAUUUUCCUAUCUUCCUGGACGCAAUACCUCUCUCUCACCUCUUUUUUCAAGCUUUGUCAUGUUUGGACACUUUUUGCAUCGCUGCGUGGGUUGUUCUACGGGGGAUUAUUGUUUUACGGAUUCCACCCCCGGUUUGAAUGAGGCUAUCGGUUAAUACUCUGCUGUUCGCUUCUUUACAUAUACAUGAGGGACAUAGGGGUUCUUAUCGCUUAUUGGUGUUUCGUUGUUUUCCCCCUCUGUCUUUGUUCCGGAGCGCUGGGGAUAUGGGUUGUGUUCGACUGAUCUCUUUCUUAUACUUUCGUCCUCUGCAUUGAAACUCAGUCCGGUUUCGAGGCAUUAUCGAUUCUUUUUUCCCGCUCCUCUACUUUGCACGCCAAGGCUAUUCGCACAGCCUAGACCGGUCAUUCGUCGUGUUUCUGCUUUUGCAGCAUAUCGAUAUAAUGCUUUUUUUUUUCCGGCCUUCCUCUAUCAUCCCGCAACAACAACAAACAACAACACUGCCUCAGUCGUAACGCCUUGGAAAUUCUUCCUUCCCUCUCUGCAUGACUGUACACUACCUGAACCGGCGCAUUCCUUUUUUUUUUUUUUUUUCCUUUGGUUUUU
This is a messenger RNA of Penicillium brasilianum, 3603 nucleotides long. The record is from the annotation of a GenBank genome assembly. Lineage: Eukaryota; Fungi; Ascomycota; Eurotiomycetes; Eurotiales; Aspergillaceae.